AUGGCGCUGCUCUCCCACUUCUUGGAGCACCGGGCGGCCACAGCCGACGAGGGCAAGCCCUACUCGCGCCUGGACAACAGCAUGCUCUACAGCCGCUUCAUCUCCCCCAGCGUCGCCCUGCUCGAGCUGCCCGGCAGGGACGGCGGGGACAUGGGCUCACCCAUCGCCGGGGACCACAACGGGCUGGGACCUGGUGACCACCCUGACCCCGAGACGGCCAUGCUGGAAGCACCGAGUCCUGGCUCCAUCCCUCCUGUCACCGAUGAGCCGGAGAGUGCCAUGGCCCUGUGCCCCGCUGACCUCCCGGUGCUGAUCUACGAGGCUGCGGGUUUCCAGGGCCGCAGCUUCACCAUCAGCCGAGACAUCUACGACCUGAAGAGCCUGCCCGGGCCGGCGCUGCCCACCGCGGGCUCCCUGCACGUCCUGGGCGGCUGCUGGGUCGGCUACGAGAAGGAGGGCUUCCGCGGCCACCAGUACCUGCUGGAAGAAGGGCAGUACCAGGACUGGAGGCAGUGGGGCGGCUACAGCAAGGAGCUGGUGUCCUUACGGCUGAUACGGACGACCGAGGGGCUUGGGGUGGGCUACUUCUCCCCGCAGGACUUCUCCGACCCGGCGCUGGUCCUCUUCGAGGCCAUGGACUUCGAAGAGGGCGCGAGCGUGGAGCUGAGCGAGUUUUUCUCGGAGCCCUCCAUCUUCCUGCACGGGCUGGAGUGUUUCGAGGGGAAGGAGAUCGAGCUGAACAACGAAGUGCGCAGCCUCCAGGCAGAGGGUUUCAACAACCACGUGCUGUCGGUGCGGGUCAAAGGCGGGAUACGGAUCUAUUUCCGCGUCAGGAGCAGGGAGCUGGAGCUCUACCUCUCCGUCCCCGACGACGUGGAGGACAUGAAAGCGGGGCGGGUGGUGGUCUCCAGUCUGAGCGAGCAGAGCAGCUCCGUCUGGUACUACGAGGACGGGCUGAUCAAAAACCAGCCUGACUUCUUGGGGGACCACGUCGCCUUCGAGGAGGACCAGGACGCCCUGCCCGACGCCUUCGUCCCAUGCUCCUGCAGAGUCCGCGGGGGCAGCUGGAUCCUGUUCGACGGGCAGGCCUUCGCCGGGGAGCAGCACGUGCUGUCCGAGGGCGAGUACCCCACGCUCAGCGCCAUGGGCUGCCUCUCCUCCACCGCCAUCCGCUCCUUGAAGAAGGUCCCGGUGUUUUUCUCGGAGCCCUCCAUCUUCCUGCACGGGCUGGAGUGUUUCGAGGGGAAGGAGAUCGAGCUGAACAACGAAGUGCGCAGCCUCCAGGCAGAGGGUUUCAACAACCACGUGCUGUCGGUGCGGGUCAAAGGCGGGAUUGUGCUGUUGGUGACACAGCCAUCUCCCAACCAGUCGGGAGCCAAGGGAUUUCUACCCAGUACCCCCAAAGGUGCAGCUCGCACCGACGCAGAGCUCAUGUCCUCCAUGAUGCAAAAAAUCACUCUGUUGGAGCAAAAAUUAGAGAAACAAGCACAAGAAAUCCAGCUGAAGGACAGGAGGAUUGCUGAACUUGAAGAGGAGAUGAAGACGCUUCAGAAAGGAGAAGGUGCUCCUGACUUACCCACAGCAGAAGAACUGGAAAUUAGGUGCCUUCAGCUGCAGACCCAGGUCUGGGAGAUGGAGCGGUUUCUAAAUGACUAUGGUCUGAUUUGGGUUGGAGAGAGACAUGAACAGCCAGAAGAUUCAGAAUCACUUGAGGAUGAAGAAGAGCUGCCAGCAAGGAGCCUAUGGAAGCCAGGUGAAGCAGUUGUUUCCAAACACCACAUUGAUUUUGAUUUGAUCUUGGAAAACGUGAAGGAUUUGAACAUGCUGGCUGGAGAAGGUGUUUCUCAAAUCGAGCACACGCCUGGGGGUGCUCGGCUGAGACAGCCAGAACCCCUCCCUCUUACGCUGUACCAAAAUGGGAUCGUCAUGUUCAACGGGCCCUUUCGGCCCUACGAGGACCCAUCCACACAGCAAUGCCUGCAGGAUAUCAUGGAUGGCUAUUUUCCUUCUGAGUUGCAGAUGCGCUACCCAGAUGGCAUCCCUUUGCAGGUCAUUGACAGAAGGAACGUGGUAUUUCGGGAGAGAGACCUUCCAGGGAGUUUUCCUGGCCAUGGCCAAGCAGUUGGCCAUUCAAAAUCAAGCGAGGUGCAGGAAACCACCAAGACCCCAGGUCCCAAAUCCUCCUUGAAGCAGUUUCUCAACAAGCCUUCUAAGUCCUCGGAACACAGAGGACAAGUGAUCAGUGUCCGAGAUUCAGCCAGAGCAGCACAGCAGGGUACUGGUGGGGUGUGGAGCAGCAAAGAGAUCCUGGUGGAGACACCCACGCUGUCGGCCCUGGAGAGGACAAAGACAGCUGAAGAGGCUGAGGCUUCUGCUCCUGACAUCUGCACUCUCCGCAUCAAAUCUGAGAGCGGGGAGCAGACGUACCUCUUGAAGAUGCUGUUCACAGAGACCAUAGGAGACCUGCGCCAAUACCUCGCCUAUGCCAGGGGUGGAGACUCCGACUCGUAUGAGAUCAUCAGUACCUUUCCCCAGAGGAUGUACAUGGACAACUCCAGAAGCCUGCAGGAAUGUGGCCUGAUCCCCAAUGCCUCCUUGCUGCUGCGGAGAAGAGACCCCUCCCAACAAGAGGGGACAGGGCUGCAAACAGCUUAA
Messenger RNA from Opisthocomus hoazin, 2655 nucleotides. The record is from RefSeq and is a predicted model, not a curated record. NCBI's taxonomy places the organism in Eukaryota, Metazoa, Chordata, Aves, Opisthocomiformes, Opisthocomidae.